Messenger RNA from Fusarium poae, 432 nucleotides. RefSeq lists its product as uncharacterized. NCBI's taxonomy places the organism in Eukaryota, Fungi, Ascomycota, Sordariomycetes, Hypocreales, Nectriaceae. The record is from RefSeq and is a predicted model, not a curated record. The transcript has a single exon. The coding region runs from base 1 to 432 and encodes 143 amino acids.
AUGCGUUUCUCCAAGCACGUCCUUCCUCUCGCUAUGCUCCUGACCGGCGUCAUUGCCGCAUCAGACGAGGAGUCUACCACCGCUGUCGAAAAGUCCAAGGCUACCGACGACAAGGCCGCAAAGACAACCGUCGACGAGUCCAACACCGCCGACGCGACAGGGGAAGCUACGGCGACUGCCACUGCCACCGGAAAGAACGACAAGGACUCCAAGAGCGACAAAUCCGAUACCGAGACCAACACUAGAGAGAAGGAGGCCGCUUCCAAGACGGCUACCGAAAAGGGUAAUGGACCUACAAUCACUUGGGACCCUCCUUCACCCAAGACCACUGUUCCCGAUAUCAACGCGGGCCCUCCUUCACCCAUGACUCCUAGUGUUAUGGUUCUAUCUCUGGUCUUCGGCAUUACAUCUAUCGGCAUGGCGCUCCUAUAA